AACUUUCAUGUUAAUUCCACUGUCACUGCCAUCGAGCUUGUCAUCUUGUAGAUUGCUAACUAGCUGAGCCAUGUCUUUGCCAUAACUCAGUCGUGUAGUGCAUUGCAUUCUGGAACUUUGAGUAAAGUGCUUACUGUCUUUACUAAUUCUAUUGGAUUUCUAAUUAAUAUGACAUCAAAUGUCAGUGGAAAAUGGUGAGUUUUUAACUGUGAAAUCUGGCCAUUAUACUUUAUGUUUGUGAGUGAAUUUUUUCCUCUAUUAAACUCCACUGUAACUGCACUAGCAAUGUCACCUUGCAGUGUCAGUGUGGCACAAACCACUUACUUCUCACAGAAAUAACAAAAACACAGCACCAACUAACAAAUUAGCACCAGAAUCACUAAAUACAGUAUGUCUCAAACAUUACAAUAUAAAUAUAUUUCAGUGUUGAGUUUUACUUUGUUGAACUUAAAAUUUGAAAAGUACUGAAAUUUGCAUUUGAGUGUGUGACUGAGUGUGUACAUGAGCUCAGUCAUGUAAAUAUCAUCAGUAAAACAGAAGCAAGCAGAUAAGAUUAGCUACAGUCUUAAAACAUUCAACCAGGACAAACUUGUGACCUUUAAAAGAAGAAGUUGCAUUGCUCCAAACUUAAAAGCAGACCAACUACCUGAAUUGCUGCUCUGCUUCACGCCCCAGUGAUCAGGCCUAUCCUAUAGCAAGGCUGUACCCCAAAGUAAAUCAUUAAGCUGUUGAGCUGUAACUUGUUGUUAGUAAGAUCCCAUGUUGAACUUUAGGCCUGGACCAAUAUUGGACAGCAUUUCCGUGCAGGUUGUGUAGAUCUGGGAAAAGUUUUGCGGUGCUCAGUGGAUCCUGAUGCAAAGUUCAUCUCUGUGUACUGAACGAGUUGAGCACUAACGUCUGUGCUUGGCUAGAAACAGUUCUGAAGACUCAUUCGUCAUUGUUGCUGGAUAAUUCAAAAGCACUAUGGCGAAGUCUGGAUAUGGCUACUACCGGCCUACUAUUUUCCUUGCCAUGUUUGUGGGCUAUACACUGUAUUACUUCAACAGGAAGACGUUCUCAUUUGUCAUGCCCUCUGUAAUGCAGGAGAUCAAGUUGGAUAAAGAUGACUUGGGUCUUAUCACCAGCAGCCAGUCUCUGGCUUAUGCUAUCAGCAAGUUCAUUAGUGGUGUGCUCUCCGAUCAGAUAAGUGCACGAUGGCUUUUCUCCAUUGGUCUCUUCAUGGUGGGUGGCAUCAACAUGCUGUUCUCAUACUCCUCCACUGUUGCCAUGUUCUCCGGGCUCUGGUUCCUGAAUGGACUUGGUCAGGGCUUUGGGUGGCCACCAUGUGGAAAAGUGCUCCGUAAGUGGUUUGAGCCGUCUCAGUUUGGGACGUGGUGGGCAGUGCUGUCCUGCAGUAUGAAUCUGGCUGGUGGACUGGGGCCAAUCAUUGCUACUCUUCUUGCUGAGAGCUACAGCUGGAGGUCUACUUUAUUCAUCUCUGGCCUGACUUGUGUCGUCAUGUCAGUCUUCUGUCUACUGGUGAUCAAGAACGAGCCUAAAGAUGUUGGACUGCCCAAUAUAGAAGCUAGUGUAAAGAAAGGCAAAGCAGGUUCCAGUAGGGAUGAGAGCACCUUGAAGGAGUUCCUUCUGUCUCCGUAUCUUUGGUUAUUGUCAUUUGGCUACCUGGUAGUGUUUGGAGUCAAGACUGCUUGCACAGACUGGGGACAGCUCUUCCUCAUCCAGGACAAGGGCCAGUCAGCAUUGAUGGGAAGUUCUUAUAUGAGUGCCUUGGAGAUUGGGGGGCUGGUGGGCAGUUUAGCUGCGGGAUAUCUGUCAGACAGAGCUGUGGCACGGCAAGGACUGCGUGCAUAUGGUAACCCACGGCAUGGUCUCCUGCUGUCAAUGAUGGCAGGAAUGUACGUCUCCAUGUACCUAUUCCGAACCACUGUCACUCAAGAAAGCUCAAAUGUUUGGAUUCUCUCUUUGGGUGCUAUUUUUGGCUUCUCUUCUUAUGGACCAAUUGCUCUGUUUGGAGUCAUUGCUAAUGAGAGCGCUCCUUCCAACUACUGCGGAACAUCACAUGCUAUUGUAGCCUUGAUGGCAAAUGUUGGAGGUUUUCUGUCUGGGUUGCCAUUCAGCACUAUCGCAAAACACUACGGCUGGGAUACAGCAUUCUGGGUAGCAGAGGUAACCUGCAUGAUCACGACGGUUAGCUUUUUCCUCCUCCGUAACAUCCAAACCAAGAUGGGACGUGCUCUGAAGAAGACUGAUUGAUUAACAGCGUUACUGGACCUUCUCUUAGUUAUAAAUUCAGAGUUUUUAACAAAGUGGUGUAUCCGACACUAACGAUUUCUGUAAACCUGAACGUUGCCAGUAUUUUCACUGUAAAAUUAAUAGAUAGGAUUCUACUGUAGAUGCAGAGAGAUUUGAUGAAGUGUUUUGUUAAAGCGUAAUCACUGGUUUAUGCUAGUAUUGUAAAAUCAAAAAUUGUAUUAUCUGAGGAAGUGAAAUUGUUCUAAAUGGCCUUAAAAUGGUUAUGAAGUAGCCUUGAAACACUAUGAAGAUUAUUUUAAGAGUGCUGCGCUUUGGGGAAGCUUAUUCUCAUUUGAGGCACCUGAAAGGUACAAAUGUUCAGGAAUAAAUGCAUUUAAAUACCAUGUCAAAGUUUAUCUACACACAAUUAACUUCAAAAUUACAAAUUAGGGGCUAACCAUGAAAAAAAAAACAUUCCUUUGAAUAUGUUUUAAGGCUGUAUAAUUGGUGUGCUGUAUAAUUUAUAGUUACCCUACCAAUUCGCCCUUUUCUACUUUCGACCCAUUUUUCAUAGUGAAUAUUAAUACAGAUUUAAUUAUAAAAUCAAUAUUUUGAUAAGGAACAAACAUCACCAUGUACAAGUUAUUUUAAAGAAGUAAUAAUUUCAAAAGUUUUAAUCAUUCCAAGUGCCAAGUCAAAACCAUGUCUAGCACUGUCAUGACUAAUUUGUCAUUUAUUUUGCAUUCAGGGAGAUAGAGGCUUAACAACUCCAACUGAACUUGAGGCAACUCAACAUGGUUCUACCUCUUUAUUGUUACUCUAACUUUAUAUGUGGUGUUAUGGAAAUAAAAUGUUUUUCAAUAAUACAGUGAAAACACUUUUUCACACAUAUUAAAUAAAGAUGUUACAAACAUCA
Messenger RNA from Pangasianodon hypophthalmus (striped catfish), 3148 nucleotides. It is a transcript of the gene slc37a4a, whose product is annotated as solute carrier family 37 member 4a. Gene Ontology annotation, cellular component: endoplasmic reticulum membrane. NCBI's taxonomy places the organism in Eukaryota, Metazoa, Chordata, Actinopteri, Siluriformes, Pangasiidae. The transcript is spliced from 9 exons. The record is from RefSeq and is a predicted model, not a curated record. Gene Ontology annotation, molecular function: glucose 6-phosphate:phosphate antiporter activity. The coding region runs from base 964 to 2253 and encodes 429 amino acids. Gene Ontology annotation, biological process: glucose-6-phosphate transport; phosphate ion transmembrane transport.